AUGUCUUCUUCAAAUCCAAGGAGGCAGAGACAGAGAAAAAAGCCUCAUGGGAAUGGCAAUGACGAUGACGAUGAUCGGGGUACACCUAGACGAGGGAAGAAACUAGCCCGUUCUAAAGGUGCAAGCCGACGAUUUGCUUGUCCAUUUGCUAAAGCAUUUCCCGAUUCUCUUCGCAAUUGCCAUGAGCGUGGUGGCUUUGAAAACACGUCUCGCGUAAAGGAACACAUCUACCGAAAACAUCUUGUCUUUCAAUGUCCACGUUGUAACAAGGCUUUCCGCCAGAAACGAGAGCUCGAUGAGCACGUCCGAGCUAUUGAGCCCUGUGAAACUACUAUGUAUACCCCUUCUAGACUCGCAAUUAACUACAAUGGGUCGAGGGUAGAGAGGCUACGAAGUCGGGGAGACCUGCGAAACUUGUCGGAGGAGCAAAAGUGGUUUAGAAUCUACGAGACCAUCUAUCCAACUGCUAACCCUCCGUAUCCAUCUCCAUACGUUGAUGAACAUGCAAACCUCUUGAGACAAGAGUUGAAGCAAGAGCUACGGGAAGAACUAUAUGUAGAGCUGCGGGAAGAGUUGGCGCAAGAACUGCGACAAGAGCUACAGCAAGAUCAUAGUUCUUCUCCUGACAUAGCCACUGAACUUGUCACCCCGGAAAGCACCAGCGGCGAAUAUGAAUUCAGCUCUUUUAUCAACCCGAUAUCGCUUCUGCAGGGAGAAGCACUGAUGUACUGGGAGUAG
Daldinia vernicosa is the source of this 738-nucleotide messenger RNA. RefSeq lists its product as uncharacterized. Bases 1 to 738 code for a protein of 245 amino acids. The transcript is spliced from 3 exons. The record is from RefSeq and is a predicted model, not a curated record. NCBI's taxonomy places the organism in Eukaryota, Fungi, Ascomycota, Sordariomycetes, Xylariales, Hypoxylaceae.